GUGAAGUUUGGUGGGGACAAAACUCGCCACUCUUAUUUAUAGCACGGCCGUUCUUCGUUGUGACGAGAACGUUUUAACAACUUUUGCCGAUUUUUCAAAACUAUAAAAAAAAUCUCAAAAGUGCGAGAAUACAGUCGGAGAGAUGGAUUUGUAAACAAUCUAUAAAUUGGGCCAAAACAAAUCAGAAAGAAAGAGACCGUUCGACUGAGAUCAACAAGUGGUCGUCGCUUUUGCUUUCUCCGACAACGGUUCUACGACUCUGCGAUGAAAACUAUGCCUGGCCCUUUUCUCAGCGGAUUUGAUUUUGGCAUGUUGCACGUCACCACUGCUCCAGACCACUAUGUGGAACUUAAUGUUAUUGGAAAUGGUGCUUAUGGUACUGUAUACAAGGCAAGAAGGAGAGGAGAUCCCAAUUCGGUGGUUGCCAUGAAAAAGAUUAAGGUGCCACUUUUAGAUGAAGGUUUGCCAUUGUCAACGCUGAGAGAAAUCGCAACUUUGAAGCAUCUCGAUCAGUACGAGCACCCUAACAUUAUAAGACUUUUGGACAUAUGUCACGGCAAGCGGAUGGAAAAACAGCUCGUCCUCUAUCUUAUAUUUGAACACGUUGAACAAGACUUGUCCACUUAUAUGCAGCGAUGCCCUCCUCCUGGACUGCCCUCUUGUAAAGUGAAGAAUCUCAUGCGCCAAAUUUUAUGUGGAAUCGAUUUCUUGCACAGCCAUCGAAUUUUGCAUAGAGAUCUCAAGCCACAAAAUCUUCUUAUUACAAAUAAUGAUCAGGUAAAACUAGCAGAUUUCGGCCUUGCCAAGACGUAUGACUUUGACAUGAGGUUGACUUCAGUUGUGGUAACCCUGUGGUACAGGAGCCCUGAAGUGCUUUUGGGCUGUCCUUAUGCUACACCCGUUGACAUAUGGUCUGUUGGUUGCAUCAUGGCAGAAAUGAUUAAAGGAAGCCCAUGGAGUCCAUUAUUCGAUGGUACUUCUGAAGGUGACCAGCUUGCAAAAAUUUUCAGUAUAAUCGGCACCCCAAGAGAAGAAGCCUGGCCCGAAGACGUUUCUAUAUCAUUAAGUUCUUUUAUUGUCCAACCUGCAGUUGAUAUGCAAACUGUUAUUCCUAAUAUUUGCAGUAAAGGAAAGGAUUUAUUAGAGAAAAUGUUGAAAUUCAAUCCACAGGAUAGGAUUUGUGCAGCCGAUGCUAUUAGGCACGAUUACUUCACAGAAAAUGAGCCCUCGCCUUCCGAGAUGGUAGCUCAUGUUGCUUCACAGACGAAUCUUGAAAAUUGAGAGUUGGCAGUUUACCUCUACGAAUGUUUUUCAACUGAGUUGAAAACAGUUAUAGCUUGGAUUCCUUUAACAUGUUCAACGAGGCAGACCUUCAGGGAAGCCAAGUAUUCCAAUCGGUAAGUCGACUGACUUCAGGCAGGACAAAAUGAAUAAAAAAAUCUGCCAGGGAGGGUGAAAUUUACAAUUCCAGCCUGCAUUGAAUGUGUUACAACACAAAUUAAAGCUGUGAAAAAAUUGUAUAAUUAUUAAAUUUUAAAAUUAAGAUUGCUUAAAGAUCAUUAACUACCUUUUUCUGUAAGCAGACCCAUAAGAAAGCCCAUGUCCAUGAUAAUGUUAUUACUGUUAGUUUUUGUUCUAUUAAAAAAAAAUAAAUUGAAAAAUAUUCAAUUAA
Molecule: messenger RNA, 1672 nt
Organism: Cimex lectularius (bed bug)
Lineage: Eukaryota; Metazoa; Arthropoda; Insecta; Hemiptera; Cimicidae
Product: cyclin-dependent kinase 4-like
Exons: 8
Coding region: 265-1281 (338 amino acids)
Biological process (GO): regulation of gene expression; regulation of G2/M transition of mitotic cell cycle; signal transduction
Cellular component (GO): cyclin-dependent protein kinase holoenzyme complex; cytoplasm; nucleus
Molecular function (GO): cyclin binding; ATP binding; cyclin-dependent protein serine/threonine kinase activity
Source: RefSeq, a predicted model, not a curated record